AUGAAGAACAUAUUCGUCUUAUUGUCAUUAUUUUUUGCCACAUUUGUUUUCGCACAAGUAGGGGAGGUUGACUUGGUUAAUCAUGCAAUUGUCAGGAGAGCAGACGAGCCAUCACAGCAAGAGUUGGAAGAAGUGGACCAAUAUUUGAAACAGUUGGUUGCGGCAGUCACUGGUAACAUCACCAAAAGAGAUAACCCUGCUUUGACCGCUGCAUUCACAGCAUUAAACAAAUCGGGAACCGGUGUUCAGAUUGUUCAUGGUUUGGCCACAAACUCUCUUUCCCAAGGAACCACCAUCAAGGCUGUUGAAGAGUACUUGAAAAACACUGGUUUGACUACUUUGUUGGAAGCUGCUGAUAACUCUGGCUUAGCUGUUUCUGUGGUAAUGAGAUUCUUUAUAAACUACAAGUUGAUUCCUGCUUUAUGGGACAUCAUUGUGGCUCUUUACAAUAAUGGGAUGAUUUCAGUCAAGAGAUUGGAUUUGUUGGGAAUCGUUGGUUCAAUUAUCGGUGGUGUUCAAGAAUCUAUCUGGUCAUCAGUUAUCACUUUGGUUAAUCUCGUUGCUGACCCAGAAUCAAUCUGUGAGUCAUUGAACAAGUCAGGGUUGGGUGUAUCAAUUGUUGAUGAUCUCUUCUCAACUAGUGAUGGUCAGCUGUUCCUCGUCAAGUUAAUUACCUCACUCAUCAAUGACGGCAUCAUAACCAUGGGAAUCUUGCUUGACGCAUUGAGAGAUUCAAGUUUUCUUCAAAACACAUUCACCAAGGUACUUUCAAGCUCUACAAACAGAAAGAUUAUUUUCAUCUGGGCUGUAAACAACUUGGUCUCUUUGAUCAAAUACAUCUUUUAG
This is a messenger RNA of Lodderomyces parapsilosis, 846 nucleotides long. RefSeq lists its product as uncharacterized. The record is from RefSeq and is a predicted model, not a curated record. The transcript has a single exon. Bases 1 to 846 code for a protein of 281 amino acids. Lineage: Eukaryota; Fungi; Ascomycota; Pichiomycetes; Serinales; Debaryomycetaceae.